Molecule: messenger RNA, 516 nt
Organism: Ustilaginoidea virens
Lineage: Eukaryota; Fungi; Ascomycota; Sordariomycetes; Hypocreales; Clavicipitaceae
Exons: 2
Coding region: 1-516 (171 amino acids)
Source: RefSeq, a predicted model, not a curated record
AUGACUUUACCCAGCGGACCUGGAGUUGCCCAGCACGGCAGCACGGUUUCGUCCUGCUUCCAGCCUCGCACCAAAACUGGCUGCCGCUCCGUCAAAUCCAUUGUUGCCUGGCUGGAGUCGUCGAGGAACCCGCCGUGGACCGCACCACGGGGCGCCGUCGCCAACCUCCCGCACGACCUAUCCACGAGCUCCAUCUCGUCCAGCCGCGGGCUGCAGCGCCGCAACCGCAGCGCCUCGGAAGCAAGCGACGUCGAAGAGGACUCGCUGACGUACCUCGGGUACAGGGAGUAUUUCGGCGGCGCGCCCCUGGGCAGAUGCUUGGACCGCCAGGACGACUCGCCACAGGCGAGCAUGAGCAGCAACGUUCGGUGCUACCUGGCAAUCUCGGACGAGGAGCUGGAAACGGGGGCGGACGCCUCCAAGUCGGAGGACGGCGGCAGCUGCAGACGAGAACCCUCGUCGUUGGACAAUAUCGACGACUUUUUCAACCAAGUCGACGAGGUGGGCGGGCGUUGA